UAUUUUGCUCUUCUGCGUUAUUGUAGGACCAGACAAUUUAGAACAGUUAACAGACAAUAGUAUUUAGAAGUGUGUGAGUAUUUUGAGUCACUGUAUAGGGUGUUUAGAUUGUAGCUAUUUAUCUAGCUCAAUUUUUACACAGCCAACGCAACGCGGAAAGAACAUACAGCUUGUCAAAAGCCAGGUAGAUUAUAAGCGAGACAUUUUCAUAGGGUUUACCUGCUGGGAUCAAAAUGGGUUGCACACUAAGUGCCGAAGAUAAAGCUGCCAUGGAGAGGAGUAAAAAUAUUGAUCGGAAUCUGAGAGAAGCUGGCGAAAAGGCAUCAUGUGAAGUCAAACUGUUGCUUCUAGGUGCUGGGGAGUCUGGGAAAAGCACAAUUGUAAAGCAGAUGAAAAUUAUCCAUGAGGAUGGGUACACACAGGAGGAGUGCAGCCAGUACAGAGUGGUGGUUUACAGCAACACCAUCCAGUCCAUCAUCGCCAUCAUCAGAGCUAUGGGCAGGCUGGGCAUAGACUUUGGGGACACAGCACGAUCAGAUGAUGCKCGCCAGCUUUUUGCCUUGGCCAGCUCUGCAGAGGAAGGGGUCAUGACCCCUGAACUGGCUGGGGUCAUCAAGAGGUUAUGGCAGGACGGAGGGGUCCAAAUCUGCUUUGGCAGGUCUAGAGAGUACCAGCUAAACGACUCCGCCUCAUAUUACCUGAAUGACCUGGACAGGAUAUCCCAGCAGAACUACGUGCCCACGCAGCAGGAUGUCCUGCGCACCAGAGUCAAGACCACCGGCAUUGUGGAGACACACUUCACAUUCAAGGACCUCUACUUCAAGAUGUUUGAUGUGGGGGGUCAGAGGUCUGAGAGGAAGAAGUGGAUCCACUGCUUCGAGGGAGUCACAGCCAUCAUCUUCUGUGUUGCGCUCAGUGACUAUGACCUGGUGUUGGCUGAGGAUGAGGAGAUGAACCGAAUGCACGAGAGCAUGAAGCUGUUUGACUCCAUCUGCAACAACAAGUGGUUCACGGGCACCUCCGUCAUCCUCUUUCUCAACAAGAAGGAUCUGUUUGAGGACAAGAUCCAGAAGAGCCCCCUCACUAUCUGCUACCCAGAGUACUCCGGUUCAAACGAAUUCAAAGAGGCGUCAACCUACAUUCAGUGUCAGUUUGAGGACUUGAACAAGCGUAAGGAUACAAAGGAGAUCUACACCCAUUUCACUUGUGCUACUGACACUAAGAACGUGCAGUUUGUCUUUGAUUCUGUCACUGACGUCAUCAUAAAAGCCAACCUGAAGGAGGUUGGCUUGUACUGAGACUCCUGCAACAUCAUCUGUCUUGUCAUCAUAGGGGCUGGUGUGUUGGAAUCACACAUUUACAGGUAUAAAUCAAUCAUUGCCUUUUUGACAGUUAGACCAUAUACAGGAUGGGUUUUUAGACCAUAAACUGUUGCCAUAAUGUAUGAUAAAUCCUUGGAUAUUUCAAAACAAGAUUACACAGAGCACUUAUGUGGUUUUGGUUUUCUAUCUUUUUGCUGUUAUGGAUUCCUUAGCUAUGGACUGAUUUUUAAAGUGGAAUAGAAGUUGUGAGUGUUGGAUUUGCCAAAUGUUUUUGACUGUUACUGCCAAAUUUCUGUAAAAUGUCUUUAAAACAUUCUGCACUUUUUAGGCUUUCAGCAUUCACUGUAAAGGGUUCAAAUGUAUCAAUUACAUUGUAAAUGUUGAAUAAGGGAUCACAAC
This is a messenger RNA of Salvelinus sp. IW2-2015, 1721 nucleotides long. RefSeq names its product guanine nucleotide-binding protein G(i) subunit alpha-3. The record is from RefSeq and is a predicted model, not a curated record. Gene Ontology annotation, cellular component: heterotrimeric G-protein complex. NCBI's taxonomy places the organism in Eukaryota, Metazoa, Chordata, Actinopteri, Salmoniformes, Salmonidae. Gene Ontology annotation, biological process: adenylate cyclase-modulating G protein-coupled receptor signaling pathway. Gene Ontology annotation, molecular function: GTP binding; G-protein beta/gamma-subunit complex binding; G protein-coupled receptor binding.